AUGAAGCAUACAAAGGGGAGACAAAAGAUCGAGAUGAUGAAGGUUGAAGCCUACAGAGACCGAAUGGCUACGUUUUCAAAACGUAAAUCCGGGAUCUUCAAGAAGAUGAACGAAAUGAUCACACAGUGCAAUGUGGAAAUGGCUUUCAUGGUUUUCACUGAAACCGGAAAACUUUAUACAUUCGCAAAUCCGUCUGUGGAGGAAGCGUUGGGCCGGUUAAAGAGCCCAUCGACGUGA
Molecule: messenger RNA, 237 nt
Organism: Eruca vesicaria subsp. sativa (arugula)
Lineage: Eukaryota; Viridiplantae; Streptophyta; Magnoliopsida; Brassicales; Brassicaceae
Source: the annotation of a GenBank genome assembly